AUUAUGCAAUAUUUCCUUCUUGUUCCUUUAAUUUUUCAUUUCUUAUGAUGCUAUCCAUAUAUGUCAUCUAUUUUACAGAAAGUAGCUGCUGAAGAUUUGGGAUGUACCGCGGGACCAAAUACUUUCACUGCCAUGCAAGAUGUUAUCAAAGUUAUGAAAAACAAGUAUCAGUUGCAACGUCCUGAAUCCAAAAUGCCAGAAUUCCAAGUGUUUUUCAACGAUCAAGCCUCCAACGAUUUCAACAUUCUUCAAAUCUCGUAUGCAUUGCCUUGGCUCUCUCAAGUACCAGAAGAAUUGUUGGAUAAACAAUCUGCAGCAUGGAACAAAGGAAGGGUUCACUACACAAACGCACCGGAUGAAGUAGUCAAUGCUUAUGCAUCUCAGUUUGGUAAGGACAUGAAGAAAUUUUUGGAUGCUAGAGCAAAGGAGAUUGUGGUAGGUGGCCGGAAUGAUGACCAUUAUUAUGCCUGUGAAGAUCAAGUGGAUUCCUUCAACCUGCCAAUGGAUGCUGCUUCCCCGGUAGAGAUGGCAGCUUUGGUAGAGAAAAAUGGGCAUUUCAGCAUUGAAAGAUCGGAGCUGACCAACACUGCUCCACAGUUGGAUGGUCCAAUUGACAUACCUGCUUGGGUAAUGCACGUUAGGGCUGCCAUGGAGGAAAUGUUCACUACACAUUUUGAAGAUGAGAUUAUCGUGGAAAUGUUUAAUCGAUUAGCUAACAAACUUUUGGAGUUAUCAGACGAGGUAGAAUCUAGAUUUUGGAAACGAACUCAGCUUUUACUUGUUUUAAUGCGAAAAUGAGUUGGGAUUUGAAGGUGACUACUUGAAUUGUUAAAAUUGAGUUGAGUUACUGCCUAAUUGAGAAGAAAUCAGGUAAAUUGUAACUUCAUAUUUUUCUUUUCGACUAUUCAAAAAAUUGCUUAGUCUCUCGAGUUGCUACUACUUUGAGUUUGAUGAUAACAAAACUUCCAAAAUUAA
Molecule: messenger RNA, 975 nt
Organism: Rubroshorea leprosula
Lineage: Eukaryota; Viridiplantae; Streptophyta; Magnoliopsida; Malvales; Dipterocarpaceae
Source: the annotation of a GenBank genome assembly